This is a messenger RNA of Chroicocephalus ridibundus (black-headed gull), 6914 nucleotides long. RefSeq names its product suppressor of cytokine signaling 4 (gene SOCS4). Gene Ontology annotation, molecular function: 1-phosphatidylinositol-3-kinase regulator activity. The transcript is spliced from 2 exons. Bases 347 to 1657 code for a protein of 436 amino acids. Gene Ontology annotation, cellular component: phosphatidylinositol 3-kinase complex. NCBI's taxonomy places the organism in Eukaryota, Metazoa, Chordata, Aves, Charadriiformes, Laridae. Gene Ontology annotation, biological process: intracellular signal transduction; negative regulation of epidermal growth factor-activated receptor activity; phosphatidylinositol phosphate biosynthetic process. The record is from RefSeq and is a predicted model, not a curated record.
AGCUGCGCGCAGGCGGGGCCGGGGCCGGCCCUGGCCGGCCGGGAGAGCCAGGAUGGCGGCGGCGGCGGCAGGCGCGGCUGGGGCCGCCUCACAGCGACUCUGCUCCGGCGGCUGAGGAGAGCCGGGCUCCGCGCCGCCUCGCUCCGGCGGCCUUCCUCCUCCCCCUCCCGCACGGAGGGUCAGGCCGCCCUGCCCGGCCACUGAGGGAGCGGUGUCCCCCGGGGGAGGGCAGCGCUAUCGGCCGAUCGUAUUUCCAGAAAGUGCCUUGAGGAAGCUUCCUUAUGUAGAAAAACCUUACAAGAAACACUGUGCGCUUUCUGGCAACUCGUGAAGCAAAGCUGUCAAAAUGGCUGAAAAUAAGGACGCUAAUAUUAAAAACGCAGAUGUGAGACCCAAAAGCAGCCGGAGCAGAAGCGCAGAUAGAAAGGAUGGUUACGUCUGGAGUGGAAAGAAGCUCUCCUGGUCUAAAAAGAGUGAGCACUCUUCUGAUGCAGAAACAGCAAGCGCCGCAGGAAGAUCAGGUAGUAGUUUAAGGAGCCAAGAGAGGAAAUACAGCUGCUCAUCUAUCGAGCUGGAUCUGGACCGUUCGUGUGGUCACAGGUUUUUAGGCCGAUCUCUCAAACAGAAGCUGCAAGAUGCUGUGGGGCAGUGCUUUCCCAUAAAGAAUUGCAGCAGUCGGCAUGCCUCAGGACUGCCAUCGAAAAGAAAAAUUCAUAUCAGUGAGUUAAUGCUAGAUAAGUGUCCUUUCCCUCCGCGCUCGGAGCUAGCUUUUCGGUGGCACUUGAUCAAAAGACAUACAGCUCCUAUAAGUCCAAAAACAGAAGACUGGAUAAUUGCUGAUUUAUCCCAGCAGGAGGAAAAGGAGGAUCAGCUGCGAGACGAUGAGAUUGCCAACGGGGGAAUGGACUCUCCCUCCCCAUCCUGCGACUUUACUGACAGCGGUUCCUCUAGGGGUGAUUCGAGGUCUGAGUUGGUGACAGGUAGGGUGGUAAGGAGCAGUAAAGAUGAGAGCGAUAUGGACUCCGAUGACGAAGUUAUAACACUGUGCACAAGUUCUAGAAAAAGAAACAAGCCCAAAUGGGAAACGGAUGACGAGCUUCUCCGGAUGGAAACGCCUCCGAAAUACCAUACGCAGAUUGAUUAUGUCCACUGCCUAGUCCCAGACCUCCUCCAGAUCAAUAACAAUCCCUGCUACUGGGGAGUCAUGGAUAAAUAUGCAGCUGAGGCCCUGCUAGAAGGAAAGCCAGAGGGAACAUUUUUGUUACGAGAUUCUGCCCAAGAAGACUACUUGUUCUCUGUGAGCUUCAGGCGCUACAGUCGUUCCCUCCACGCGCGGAUAGAGCAGUGGAAUCACAACUUCAGCUUUGAUGCCCACGAUCCUUGUGUCUUCCAUUCUCCUGACAUCACGGGACUCCUAGAGCACUACAAAGAUCCAAGUUCCUGUAUGUUCUUUGAACCGCUUUUAUCCACUCCACUAAACAGGACUUUUCCUUUCUCUCUUCAACAUAUAUGUAGAACGGUUAUUUGCAACUGUACAACUUACGAUGGUAUUGAUGCACUUCCCAUCCCUCCAUCGGUGAAGCUGUAUCUGAAGGAAUAUCAUUAUAAGUCAAAAGUUAGAGUACUCCGGAUUGAUGUCCCAGAGCAGCAAAGCUAGAAAAUAUUUUUAUGAAAGAAUGAAAUUGUCUCUAAGCAGACAAAUAGUAUGUUCAGUCUUUCUUCCUUCUGGUUGUUCUUUUUUCAUAGCAAUUUGAUUUUUUUUUUCUUUUUCUGCAGAUUAUUUAACACCCAAACUAGCCUCUCUCUAAGGCUUUUUUACCCAAAUGUACUUUGAGUCUUCCCACCUCUCUUUUUUAAGAAAUUAUAUUCAUUGUGGGCUUUUGGUACUGUUCCCAAACUAGAGUUUUACAAAAUUUCAGGUAGACUUUCUGAUAUUUCUGUAGAUGGGUAGUCUUUAGAUCUAAAAUGCCUAAAAAUCAGUUUUGAACUUGAUCUGUCUUUUAUAUUGAAUUUACAUACGUUGCUGACAUGUUUGAAAUAAUGCACUGUUAACUAAAGAUUGACUCAUCUGUAUUUUCUGCAUUUCUUUUAAAAUGAGUGCCCUAGCCUCUGUGCGUGUGUAUGUAUGUCCGUCUGUAUAUAAUAGAGUAAAUUCAUCAGUCUAUUUCUAACAUUACUAUUCCUAGCAAAAUGAAGUUUGAAAGAGGAGAUGAUCUUUCUAUAAAUACAUCAGGGGACUAAACACCAGGGAGGGGAAAAAACAAUUCAAGUUAAGGACGACACUCGGUACGGGAACAAACGUGUAUGAACUGGUUGAGAAAAGAUUUUUGGUUGGAAAGGAGGAAGGCUCAUCAUCGUCAGAGCAACGGGGUUCUGGAACAGCUUUUCAUUUUGUAUAAUAGCAGUAAAAAGCAAACUACUCAUAAACUGGGAUUUGAUCAGUGUCAAGGGAUAAUGAUGCAGUUACUUGUGAUAGAUGGGACUUGGACUUGGUAACUCUAUUUCUGUGUUAGUAUUUCAUUAUAUGAAAUACCCAGUUUUCACUGUAGGAGCUGCUGCUUCUGAAAUGACAAUGCAUGGAGUGCGAGGGCGAGAAGGAAGAUAUUUCCUUAAAAAUCUGCAUAUUAAACUACCUGAUCUUGCAUGGUUGAUCCUGAGGUGAUGAUGAAUAACUUUCUUACUUUGUUAGCAGGAGGGUUGCUUUUUUAAAUAAGUUUAGUUUGGAAAAAAAAAAAAAAAACAAGUCUGCAGAUUUUUCUUGCAAUGUGAAGCAUUUGGUCGAAUGGCCGCCUGCCAAAUUCCACGUACAGGAAAACCAUGCAUGGAUAAUGCUCCUAAAAGCAUUACUUACAUUACAUGGAUAGGCAGAUCUGCUGCUGAAUUAUUGGUGAAAUCCCAGCGAGACUCUGGGUUGCUGUUGCUUUCCAGGCUGGCCUCGGGGCACAGCUGCGGGAGGUGCAGGGGUGACCCGCAGUCCUCUUGUCUUCGCUUGUGGGUGCUUUAUCUCCUCCUGCAAAACUGGGCCCAGAACCACUCUGCCAAAAAUACAUGAAAAGUACGUGAGAUGAUGUAAUUGUAAUACAACAACCCCACUGUUUCCUUCUCCUAUGAUCACAGGGAGCAUUUGUAUCUUGAGAUGCUUUUGAAACUGAGACCCCCAAGCCUGAACGUUACAAAUGUGCUUGAUUUCAUGCGUGCAAAAGAUCUUAUCAAAAAAUCAGCAGUUUCCCAUGUUUGUGAUGAGGUUAUGUGUGCGGGCAGGCUGGGAGCAGCAGUGCCGUAGAGUCUCACUCCCAGAUUGUAGCCUAAGACUAAGCAAUAUUUCUAUUUUAAUCUUUUAAUUUCACCUUGUACGGAAUCCUACGGAUUUCUAGACAUCAGAUCUGUCCUGCAAGCUGGGUACCGGGGAGUUAGCAAGGAAGCUUUGCUAUGCAACUCCACCAGCGACCCGCCACCCUGCCCUUGUGUCCCCCCCGCCCUGAGCAGAGAACACCCUUUCCACUAAACUGCUGUCGCUGUGAUGAUGUAAACAGAUUUCCAGGGACAUCUGCUUAGAGACCAGCCCGUUUAUUUUUCGCUGUGUUUGAAAUAGGUUUUGAACUAAAGUCUCCAGGGAGAAAAUGCUAACGCAUCAAUCUAUCGCGUCACACAGGGAUGAAUACGCUCCAGGACAAACUCUCAGCUGCUAUAAGUCAGUGUGGCUUUAUUGAUACGCUUAUAACAGCUUAUACCAGCUGAGAUUCUGCCUCCUCCAUAUGCAAAUGAUAAUUGUAUGACUGAUGCCAGAAGAAUUACCCUUUUAUUUUGGUAAUCUUCUCCUUGUGCUGCUUCCAUUCAACUGACAUUGCCUUUUGCAUAAACUGUAUUUUAUCAAGGACAGCUUCAGACUAAUAAAUCUAUUUUUCCCUCUAGUUGUCACUUCCAUUUCCCAAAUACAAAGUGAGGGAGCAGCGGGGAUCAUCUUUGCUCUGCUCUUUUACGCUGGGCCCGUCAAAGGUCCCUUCCGACCUAGACAAUUCUAUGGUGGAAUGGUGGCCUGUGAUUUGCCUGGCUGCAGUAGGAAGUGAUAGUAUCUAUCUGGUUCAAAAUCCAACUUCACAGAGUGACAUCAGAGAUAUUUGCAGUCUGCUUGAUUAACAUUCUCUUCCAGAAACUCCUAAUUAGGGCAAAAGCUCACAAUUUUAUAUGGAGAUCAGCAUUUUCAUUAUUUUUAUCGCAAGACCACAAAAAAAUUAUUUUGACCACAAGCCCUACUUGCUUUGGAAGUUAGCAAAGGCCACCGCCUCUCAAAAUCAUCAAAGAUUUUGUCCCUUCAAAAUGAAAGGCCGUGAAAGAACCUUUUUUGGGGUAUGGUACCCCAACUCACUGUGUUUUCAGCGCUGUUCUGGGUGCAGCCUAUAUUGCUUUGACAUUUGUUGGUGCAUCACUCACCCCAAAAACGUCUCGAGCGCUCCAGUUUUAGGAGACCUAUAUAAUACAGCAGUUGAGGGAAGGAGGCACGGCACAUAAAAAUAGUGCUUUUGGACUGUGGGCUAGUUAGUUGCAUUUAUUUAGAGAAAUCAUACGUAGAAAAUAUUGAUGAAUGGCGUUUUGUCAAAGUUCACCCUAUUUUUUCUCGGUUUAUUUGUCCGGAUCAUGCCUGUGUGACAUAUGUAGUUAAUGACAUGAGUUGUGUGUACGUGUGCAGUCUGUGAGAGAUCCAUUUCAUGAAGUAGACAUUUUUUUAUGAAAUACGAGAACUCAAAAGGUCUAUUUUGCUUAAAUCCAUGUCCCCUUUUUUUCUCUGUUUUUUUUUUUUAAUAAGCCUUGUAGAAAUUAACUGGUUUUACAAUAUGCCAAGAAUGAUCAUCCUGAAGUUUUCCUCCCAGUGCUGUCAUUAACAGUCUUACUGGUGCUGCUCGCUCCAAUACUACUUUAUAACACCUCGCAUCUCAAGUGUGAGCCAAAGAUAACCAAGUCUUGAAGUUCAGUGUUGAAGCCCUCUAAAAAAUUAACGUCCGAAACAGGGUAAGAACUUCCAUUGUCUGAGCCCAAGCUCUUGCAAGACAGAGACCCCAGGUUCUUCAGGGUGAAGAUUAAACGUGGAGCAAGGAAAGGUGUGGAGAUGCGUGGAAAAAACACGGGCUCAAGACCACACAGCAUGUCGGUGGCUGAGCGAGGACAUAAUCCAGAGGUGACCCUGGCUACAGCCCCCCAGUUUCGGGGUCCCCAGCCAGCUUUGCGUCCGGAAUUGUGUCUGCAUGACGCCGUUUGUAUUGUUUUGAAGGCAGUUCUGUAGGAGGAAAGUAGAAACACAGCGUAUUGAAUCGGUGUGAACAGCUUCUGGUAAGAAAAAAGAUCUGAUUUUGAUAAACUAUUUUAAUAUAAAGGGGGGGGAAGGUCAAGGUCUUGAUGCACGCUGGGCAAACUACAUAUACAAGCUAUUUUUACAGGAUGGUUUUAAAAAAAAUUAAACGCUCUUUCGAUUAAUGAUGUUCUCUGGAGUUUGCUUUUGCCUGAAGUGACUUUUUGCAGCUCUAUAGUAAUGCCAGUUGCUGGCCCCGCACGGUCAAUACGGAGCAACUUCAGCUCCGUCAGAAUCGUUGAUGAAUUUGGGGCAGUUGGUGUAUCCAAUAAUUGGGAGUCCACGUUUCUUCUCUAUUUUCCUAUUUUCAGCACUCGUCUUGAUGAAAUCCAGGGUGCAUUUGGAACAGGGUACGUGUAUCUAUAGUAGCAUAUCCAACCUGAAAAAAAAUAAAUGAGUGAUCACGAUUUAAAUGCUUUCCUUUUAAAGAUGCUGGUGUGUUUCCAAUAUAAAGAAGAAAUCCUUGCAUGAUGCAGUCAUACAUGGCCUUACUGUAAAACUGACAUGCUCUUAAAUAAUUAAAAAGGGGGAUACUUUAAUUUUGAAAAAGGAUGCUAGAGGAAGGAGGUUAAAGGAAGCUUUUAGUCAUCUCUAAGGUUAGAUUUAUUGAUCUAGUGAUCAAUCCCUUUCUCUUUCCUGAAUUUAAAGCUAAUGGGAGACUGUGGUCAGAGAUGAGUGGCUUUUAGUUAAGGUUUUUGACUCUUAUAAAUAAUACAACAAAUGUCCUAGUAAGUAAUAAGAAAUAAGAUACUUGCUCAUUCUUUUUAAAUAGAACAAAUGUGGCAAACAAGACUCAGCUGUAAUUUUUGAAGUCAUUUAUUAGACAAAUUGCUCUUCUCUACUUCUUUUACAAGAGAGACAUAAACCAUUAUAUUAUUUAUUCAUGAAUCAUAGCCAUUAAGAUGAUAAAUCAAAUUAUCAGCUUCCUGUCUCUCUUCAGUUUUAAUCAUUUUUUAUAGUUCAUGCAAUAUAAAGACAGCUUCCUUCCUAUGAAACAAGAGACCUUCAGAGACCUUUUUAUUGUAAACGUACAUUUCCUUCCCAUUUUUAAGUAUAUCCUAGUGAUUUUCUCUGUCAAUUUUACCUGCAAUAAAAAUCCAAUGAGGAACUUGUACAUUGAUUCAAUAUAGCCAAGGUAGCUAUGAAGUAAGUGAUUUUGGUUAACCUCUGAAAUAACGUAGUACUGGAAAAUGCAGUUAAAGGAUUUUUUCUGCCACCCCUAAAUGUGCGUGGUAGUAUCACAUGUUUAAUGGAGAGAAAUCUGGACUUGAGCUUACUGACUGAUGGCAGGACCGUUCUCAAAAGGUUUAACAUGAGCUCUGCAGCAGCAUCACUUCUUUUUAUAUGUUGAAGCUUACUUUUUCUGCUGUAUUCACACAGCCAGCAUGUCUUUGCCUCUUCCCGUAAGGUGGGAGAGCUGCGGUUACUCUGAGCUGAGAUGGUUUUGCGCAUCCUUUUUUCCCUCUGCAUCUCUCUGCUUCAGCAUCUAAACCAGUGGUGGGAUGAGCCACACAUGACGUAGUGUGGGUGGAGAAGCUGUCCAUUCAGAAAGAAAUGCACAUUGAUUUCC